AUGGCACCUUGCUUCAGCGACGCGAUCAAAGAGGAUCAUAGGGAGAUCGAGUUUUAUUAUGACAAAAUCAUCCACUCUUCGGAUAAGGAGGAGCAGGUGCGCUUCCAGAAUCUUUUUACCUGGGAACUUGCCCGACACUCCAUUGGGGAGGAGCUUCUGGUUUAUCCAGUAUUCGAAAAGCAUCUCGCUGGUGGGGCCGAUAUGGCUAACAAGGACCGUAAGCAGCAUUUAAAAGUUAAAGAGCAAUUGAAGACUUUCCAGGAUAUGACACCUUCGGAUACGUUGUUCAUCCCUACUAUCAAGAAAUUGAUGGAGGACCUAUCCGAGCAUAUUAAAGAGGAGGAGACUGACGGGUUGCCUAAGUUAGAAAAAUCCUUGUCUCGAAAAGAUAGCCAGAGUUAUGCUAAGUGCUUUGGCCGAACCAAAAUGUUCGUCCCUUCGCGUUCUCAUCCUAGCGGGACACAUGGGCAUCCUUGUAAGACAGCUGUGGAACUCUUGACGGCACCCAUCGAUCAUCUCGCGGACCUCUUCCGUAAGUGGCCCGAUACUUCGGAAAUUCCCCAUCCGAGUGCGGAAUGA
Penicillium cinerascens is the source of this 579-nucleotide messenger RNA. RefSeq lists its product as uncharacterized. The record is from RefSeq and is a predicted model, not a curated record. The coding region runs from base 1 to 579 and encodes 192 amino acids. Lineage: Eukaryota; Fungi; Ascomycota; Eurotiomycetes; Eurotiales; Aspergillaceae. The transcript is spliced from 2 exons.